Molecule: messenger RNA, 1303 nt
Organism: Drosophila nasuta
Lineage: Eukaryota; Metazoa; Arthropoda; Insecta; Diptera; Drosophilidae
Gene: grass
Product: Gram-positive Specific Serine protease
Exons: 6
Coding region: 86-1213 (375 amino acids)
Biological process (GO): proteolysis
Molecular function (GO): serine-type endopeptidase activity
Source: RefSeq, a predicted model, not a curated record
UGAGUGUUGGGAGCACAGAGCGCGCAGUAGCGCUUGGAGCUCCAGUUGAGAUAGUCGUUAAGCCGGGCUCCAGUCAAUCUUAAAGAUGCCUCGUCGCUGCUUCCUCGUCACGUUCGUCACCCUCGUUGUCGCCUGUUUAGCUGGACCGAGUCUAGCUGCCUACGCCGAUGAGUGUAAUACUCCGAAUGGACAGCCCGGUCAGUGCUUGCCGUUCUCCUCCUGCUCCGACAUUGAGCAGCAGCUUUUGGCUGCCCAGAAGUCAGGCGAGCGUGUCGCCCCGGAGUACGCCAGCUACCUGCAGAAGGCGGCCUGUGGCGAGAUAGAUAAUGUGCGUCACUUUUGCUGUGCCAACAACCAGAUCCAGCACAACUCCAAGGUCAUGGAGCUGUUCAAAGCCGACGACUUUAGCUGCGGCACCAUUCUCAACCAGCGAGUGGCCAAUGGCUACGAGGUGCAGCUCUCCUCCCGACCCUGGAUGGCGCUGUUGCGCUAUCAGAGCUUGGGGCAAUCUCGCUUCCUAUGCGGCGGCACGCUUAUCUCACACCGUUACAUUCUGACUGCCGCUCAUUGUGUUUAUGGUUACCAGGAUCAGCUCUACGAGAUUCGCUUGGGUGAGCAUCGCAUCUCCACGGAGAGGGAUUGCCGACAGCAGGGACGCAAGGAGAAGUGCGCACCACCAGUGAAUGAUCUGGGCAUCGAGAAAAUCCUGCUACAUGAGAAGUACGAUUCCAAGACCAACAUCAACGACAUUGCGCUGCUCCGUUUGAACGCCACAGUCACUUUCCAGAAACACAUAAAGCCCAUCUGCCUGCCCAUCACUGAUGAGCUGAAGCAGCAGGCGGAGACGCUCUCCGACUACUUCGUCACAGGCUGGGGCACCACAGAGAACGGCUCCUCUUCGGAUGUGCUGCUGCAGGCCAGUGUACCCAUCCAGCCACGCUCAGCGUGCUCACGCGCCUAUCGUCGAGAUGUGCCUGAUUCCCAACUCUGCGUUGGCGGAGGGGAUCUCCAGGACUCCUGUAAAGGCGACUCUGGUGGCCCACUGCAGGCGCCAGCUCUCUACUUGGACAUGUACAAGCUGCGCAUGGUGGAGUUUGGCAUUGUUAGCAUGGGCGUCAUAUCUUGUGGACAGAUCAGCCUGCCGGGUCUGUAUACCAAUGUGGCGCAAUACGUGCAGUGGAUAACGGACACCAUGGCCAGGAAUGGUCUAUAGAUCUCUGUCUGAGUUCUUUAAUCACUUUUAGUUUUAAUCGAAAUUUAUUUAUAUAUAUAAGAAAUAUAUCGCAUUUUUGUUGAAUACUAA